Alosa sapidissima (American shad) is the source of this 2955-nucleotide messenger RNA. It is a transcript of the gene rnf128a, whose product is annotated as ring finger protein 128a. Bases 172 to 1356 code for a protein of 394 amino acids. The transcript is spliced from 7 exons. The record is from RefSeq and is a predicted model, not a curated record. NCBI's taxonomy places the organism in Eukaryota, Metazoa, Chordata, Actinopteri, Clupeiformes, Clupeidae. Gene Ontology annotation, cellular component: nucleoplasm; cytoplasm.
ACUAGUUCACCUGUUAGCAGCAGUCAGUGCCGAGAGAGCUUGGGAGGUUGGAUGAAGGGAGCAUUUAUCACGGAUUUCUUGUUCUUGUCUGACGUUGUUUCGGUCUAAAUUAAUAGCAUAAAUUCUGCUGAGAAGCAUACGUGCCAAAUCGGCAUUGCGACCAGAUAAGCUAUGCCUCUGCUUGCGAAACGGCACCUGUUUUCGUGGUUGUUCGUCGCGUCGAGUCUACAGGUAUCGAGUUUACAUUUCGCACAGGCAACAUACAUAUGCACAGCAUAUCUCAACCUAUCUUUUGUCGCCCCACAAAGCAACGAAACUAUCUGGCGAUACGAAGAAAUCGGACUAUACGGACAGGACUCGCCAAAGGCGUCUGUAGUUGGAGACGUAUACUUUCCCGACCCAAUAUACGGUUGUGACAGUGACACUGUUUAUAACAAUCCCAACGGAUCCAAAGGCUGGAUAGCUCUCAUGCAACGUGGAAAUGGGUGCACAUUUUCAGAGAAGAUCAACGUCGCGGCCAGCAAAGGAGCAAUUGGAGCUGUUAUAUUUAACAAUAUCGGCAGUGAUAACAGGGUCAUACAAAUGUCCCAUCCAGGCACAGGUGACACAGUGGCCAUUAUGAUCGGACACAUCCGUGGGAUGGAGAUGGCCCGGCUGCUGCAGCAGGGCAUCCAGCUCACCUUGUCCAUCGAGGUGGGCAAGCUGCACGGGCCCUGGAUGAGCCACUACUCCGUCUUCUUUGUGUCCAUCUCCUUCUUUGUGGUGACCGCGGCGACCGUGGGGUACUUCAUCUUCUACUCGGCUCGACGACUCAACACCGUCCGGCUGCAGAACCGCAAACAGAAAAAGCUUAAGGCCGAAGCAAAGAAGGCGAUUGGCCAACUGCAAGUCCGCACACUUAAACAGGGAGAUGAGGAGACGGGGCCAGAUGCAGACACCUGCGCAGUUUGCAUUGAUGCGUACAAGGCCGGAGAUGUGCUCUCCAUUCUCACGUGCAAUCAUUUGUUCCAUAAGCAGUGCAUUGAGCCAUGGUUACUGGAACACAGAACGUGUCCGAUGUGCAAGUGUGACAUCCUGAAGGCCCUGGGAGUGGAGCCUGACAUAGAGGAGCCGCCCCAGGAGAUCACCGUGCCUCCGGAGCUCUCAUUCCCCAACGUGACCGAAGACAGCCGCAGUGAGACGGCCUCGUCUGGCUACGCCUCCAUCCAGGGCAUGGAGCACCACAGCCCAGUGGAGGACACUCCACACUCCAGCCCUGAGUCCAUCCCUGACCUUGGAUCAGUUCAAGUGGACAUCCAGCCACAUUACGACAACCUUGCCUUUGAGAGCGAUAGCCCUAGAGACCCCAGAACAUGAGUGUCGAAUGUACACACACACACACACACACACACAAACACACACACACACACACACACACAGUCACAUCCAAGUCUCCUUUGAUAACAGAUGGACUUAGUUAAACUCAGGUUGGCCUAACUCUAUCUAUGCAUAUCACUGCAAUCCCCACCCCUCAACGCGCACACACACACACACACACACACACACACACACACACACACACACACACACACACACACACACACACACAAAAACAAAGGCUAAGUUAGCGGGAGUGGUAUCUAUGCAUAUUAGUUUUCAUUAUUUUGAUAUCAAAUCUCUGCAGAGUAUCUCUGCUUCAGGCCAGGACAAGCUGGACAUCAGAAUACUUUAAUUGUAUGUGAUGUAAGUAAUUUGAAUCAGUAGGUUAGUUACUUGAAUGUCUGUCAUCAAUCAUUGUGUCUUAAGCUAUGUGUUUUAAUAGCUAAAAUUCCUUUAUGUCGAUAGGACAGUUUUCUUUGUGUUUUAGCAGUACCAGUGGUGGAUCAUGAGGUAUCGGACCACAAGCCAGACAUUUUUCUUUGUUGCUUUGCUGUCUUCUCUUUUAAAUGUAAUUGUAUGUGUGAGAGUGUGUGUGUAUAUAUUGAGUGUAUGGGUUUGUCCGUGUGUGUGUGUGGGAGAGAGAGACAGAGAGAAAGAGAGAGUGAGAGAUUUGAUGCAGUAGUUUAAAUGAAGUUUUAUUAUUUAAGGCUUUAGGCUUUUGGACACAGUUUAGUACUUUUUUUCUAUGUUUGUACAGUGUGCAUUCCAGAGAAACAUGUAUAAACAAGGCCUUACCACUUUCUGCCUGAAAAUGUGGACAUUAGUUUACAUGUCCCCGUUUUAGAAAAACCUGUAGUGCUCCAUCUGCUGUCCGUGUGUAAUACUGUCAGCUAUACCAUCGCCAGCUACAUACACAAGCGCAUGUGUGAGACCACACUAACUUUUUGUAAUGAAAAUGGGUGUUCUGUAAUAUCAAAGAAAUGUGUUGUACUUUUCAUUUCAUAGUUUGUUGAUUUCUCUAUUUCAUGUAGGUGAACCUGUGUGAAAAAAAAUAAUCAUGUCAUUGAGUGCUUACCAUUGUAAAUGUUGUGAAAACCCUACUUUUAUACAGGGAUAGAUGCUAGUCCUCCAAAUGACAUUUUGUAUGUAAUGCUGUCUUACAUUUUUUUGAGACAUCCCUAAAAGUAUUUCCCUGAAAAAAGAGUUUUUUUGUUUUUGUUUAGUCUUCACCUGGUCUUACACCGUUAAGUCAUGUGCUCUGGUGUAAACUGGCUGGUGCAGAUAGUGUGCCUUAAAAAGUUAUCAUCUAGUAAUGAAUUAUUUCCUCAUAUAUCUCAUACAAAAUAUGUGUUCUCACUUGAUGAAAUUAAUAGUUUCUGCAUGCACUUUACAAGAAUUAAUUGAAUUAUGUUGCAGUUUUUUUUUCUUUGCUUAAAGGUUCCAGUUCUUCGUAAUGAAGACAUUUUAAGUGUUUUUGAUUAAUGUUAAGGGACAAAAGGAAUUGUUACCUUUUCAUUGUUAACUUGGGUUGUGUUGGGUCUUUGAUAACAGCUAUAAAUUGCGAAAAGAAAUUAAUAAAUUCUUGUUUUAUGAAAA